AUUUACAGACGCUCAAGAUGGCUCCUUAUCUCCCAGAGCCCCCAUCGUCACUUUCGGGGAUACAUAUUGAUGCUUCAACCAGCAACUCUGGCAGUCAGCCAAGCGGGGUCGCAGGAUUUCUCUCAGCGCAAUGGACCACCCCUGGCGACAUUCUCUCAGUGCUGUUACUCCUCGGCCCGGACAUUGUUCAAAGGGCUGUCGCCCAGCUCGCGGGGCGUUCUGUGACUCCCGUAGCGUUUUCAUUUGGAUGGGUAGCAUACGCGGCUUGUGCUCUGAUUAGCACCUUUGGAGAUGGCCGCCUCAUGCCCGACACCGACAUGGCAAAUACAAACGUCAUCGACGCUGCCAGCGGACAUAUCAGGACAACAAGCAACUGGGUGCUUGGGCGCUUGCUGCGCGACGAAGACGACCGCGUCGACGAGGACAUGAAGCAUGAACAGAACCAUGUCCCUCCUACGGCAGUUCCUACCACAGUACCAACGGCGGCCAAAGGCGCCUCUGAAGAGCCGUUGACCUCUGUUGUAGAGAAACCCGGCAGCAGACGCCCAGAGUGGGAGGCGUUGCGCGCCACCAUCUACGAGGUCGACAAGGAACCGCCGUGCCCGCAUGGCGUUCCGACAGUGGACUUGGUGUGGUGGUCUGGGGUGGUCGUCAUUGUCGUCGAGCUGGUCGUCUCCAUCAUCCCUUGGAUUCUGUACAAGGACUGGGGCCCUUUUCUCAUUGCUGCAGCAGGCAAUACACUCGCUCUGGUCAGCGCCUCAUUGCCACAGUGGCGGGCCGAGAAGUGGUCAUGCCCAAGGAACGGCGGUGCUACGGUCACCAUCACUCAGGGCAAUGGCAGUCGGCACGCCAUCGUCAUCCUUGGCCAGAGGGGGGAGGGCAUGGGGCUAGAUCUGGAAAUUCUGGCGCGCGGGACUCGCACGGCAGCUUCUUCACUUGCUACCAAGAUCAUGUCUGUCCUCCUAGCGUUUCUAUGGGUUGUCCUGCUCAUCAACGUUUCUGGACUCAAGGAAAACACAUGGUUCCUCCUUUGUAUAGGUGCACUCGGCAGUACACAGAAUCUCUAUGCUGCUGGAGUAUCACGCAAGCCUAGUGCCCUCGGCAUUCACCUCAAACAUUUGGAGACCAUCUCAGACAAGCGAGUCGCAACCGUGCUUAGGCAGGUGGAAGAAAAGUACCCCAUGGUAGGUGCGUCACUCGUUCCCGUCUUCUUUCCAGGAUCAUUACGCGCAAAGGGCGAUGAUUUGGAGUUUUGGCGAAGUGCAAUGUCCAAAAGAAUGGCGCCCAAUAGGUUUGGUACGCGGGUUGAUGAGUUUCUUGGUGUCGGGGAGAUUCAAGCUGAAUGACGCUUCAUAACUGGGAUAAUGGCCCUCAAGAGAUAGCUUGAGCUCGGAGAUUCAUGACCAAUGUCUUAAACGAUGUCAGAUUAAUCCUCUAUACAUGUAUAUCUACUGAAAAUGUAGGUACUAAUCACAAAUAGCCCUGUGAGGGAUCACAGAUUAUAUGUACUUAGCGCAGGGUUCGUCGGCUCCAAAACAAGACCCAUGUGGAUCUAAAAAAAGAGUUUCAAGAUGUAAUAAAAGGGGAAACUACCUAUUUACUUUUA
Messenger RNA from Trichoderma atroviride IMI 206040, 1606 nucleotides. RefSeq lists its product as uncharacterized. NCBI's taxonomy places the organism in Eukaryota, Fungi, Ascomycota, Sordariomycetes, Hypocreales, Hypocreaceae. The record is from RefSeq and is a predicted model, not a curated record.